AUGGCGACGGCGGCAGCGAAAGAAAGUUACUUCCACCCGUACUUCGACGAUGCGACUGCGGAUGUCCUGCUCCAGUCCUCUGAAGGCACACUAUACCGUGUCCAUAGCUUCAUCUUGCGAAACACGUCCGGAUUCUUUCGGACCAUGCUCUCGCUUCCCCAGCCCAUCCAAGACGAUAUCAAGCCCUCGAGGAAGCAGCAAGAAAUACACACUGGCGAUUCCGACAGCGUUAUGGAGCGCGUUUUGCGAAUGAUGUGUGGCCUUGAAAUUCCGCGUUGGGAGUCUUUUGACGAGUUCGAGGCUGUUCUGGAGCUCAUUGAGAAAUGGGACACUCCUGGUCCGUUAUCCUUUGCACGCACUGCGCUGCCAUCACCCAUGUUCUCGGACGAGCCAUUGCGAGUCUAUAUCCUUGCCACCCGAUUCGGAUGGCAAGAGGAGACUGCAUCUGCGUUGGUCCAAACCCUGAAGUUGGACCUCCUAAGCGGAGAGUUCGACGCGAUGCUAUGUCGGCUCUCGUCAAGGAGCCUGCUGCAACUUGUUACCUUCCAUGACCGAUGCAAAGCCAGAUUUCGGAUGUCCCUCGAUGGCACUGACCUGUUCGCUGCAGGGAAUGAGGAGCCGCGAGAGUGUUCAUGCGGAAAGCGACGCGACAACUACCCGUGGCGAAUUCUGAAAGCCAAGAUCAUCUCGGAGUUCAAUCGUCGACCUCUAGGGGACCGGAUUCUCGUUGAUAUGGCAGGCUGGCCUGAAUCUGCAGCAUGCUGGCGAGCCAAAUGCCACUGCGGCAACAUGUACUACGACCAAGUAUCGACCGUGGCAAAUAUCAAAGCCUGCAUAACGGCCGCGUCCCAGAAAGCAUCAGAAGGACUUUGA
This is a messenger RNA of Mycena indigotica, 873 nucleotides long. Its product is annotated as BTB domain-containing protein. Lineage: Eukaryota; Fungi; Basidiomycota; Agaricomycetes; Agaricales; Mycenaceae. Gene Ontology annotation, molecular function: protein binding. The record is from RefSeq and is a predicted model, not a curated record. The coding region runs from base 1 to 873 and encodes 290 amino acids. The transcript is spliced from 2 exons.